AUACAUAAUGGGCUGCUGACAGUGAGGUAAAUCAGUAUUUUUAAACAAGUCAGACAGUUUCCCAGAUGAGUAUGUAUUGGCUGGGUUAGUAUGAUGAGUAUGAGUAUGCAUUGGCUGCUCCGAGUAAAUGUCACUAAAUAAGGCCGGCAGAUGAUUAUUCACUGCACUCCGAGAAUCGAGCAUGUGUUAGACCAAUCCCCGCUCAGCGUUUCCGAUCACCCACGAGUUGGAGAGCCAGAAGAAAGGCGGAUGUCAUGAGUCAGUGGAGCGCCGAUGCCUGGGCUUGAGGAUGCGCGGUGACACCCUCCCAUUUCGCGUGGAUUGACUCCGUCCAAAACCCCACCGGGCAGGUGGUUGCAGGCACACGCGAUGCAAAACAUCUGCUGUCUGAGCAAACAAUCCGAAUUCAGCAACCAGUCAAUCGGUCUCGUAACUGCCGUCGCUCUGGAGGCGUUUAUUCUCGACCAGAAGCGGUGCAUGCGGGCGUAAUGCGGUGAGGCGAUUCUACUUGGAGGGCUGCCGCGAUAACGGGACUGCUCCGUCUGCGGCUUUUUUUUAAAGACACAAGAAACUGAGCGGUUUUUUUGUUCCUCGGGUAGAUUGUUGUCUUAUUUUUUAUGGAUUUUCCCCGCUCUGGGUGUCGUGGAUGUUUCUUGAAGGGCAUCUAUGAAUGCUAUGAAUAACUACCAACUCUAUAUUAAUAGAUAUUUGGGUCAUUCUUUUACCAUCUUGAUGCAGAGGAUCGCUUUACUUCAGAUGCCCCGAGGGUUUCUUGUGGCGUGAAAUAUAUGCGUCUGUCAUCCCCGCAAAGGGAUACACCACACAAGGGUCGCUGGACAGACACUCAACCCAGAUGGAGACCCUACUGGUCUACCUGAUGCUGUUCAUCACGGCCGUCAGGGCACACAAGGACCAGGUGUGCCCGAAACGGUGCGUCUGCCAGGUCCUCAACCCCAACCUGGCAACCCUGUGCGACAAGAAGGGGCUUCUGUUCGUGCCGCCCAACAUCAACCGGCGCACCGCGGAGCUGCGGCUGGGCGACAACUUCAUCACCGGCGUCAAGCGCCGCGACUUCGCCAACAUGACCAAGCUGGUGGACCUGACGCUGUCGCGGAACACCAUCAGCGCCAUCGUGCCGCAUGCCUUCAACGACCUGGAGAACCUGCGCGCGCUGCACCUGGACAGCAACCGCAUCACGCGCAUCACCAACGACACCUUCAGCGGCAUGUCCAAGCUGCACCACCUCAUCCUCAACAACAACCAGCUCACCUUCAUCCACCUGGAGGCCUUCAACGACCUGCAGGCCCUGGAGGAGCUGGACCUGAGCUACAACAACCUGGAGAGCGUGCCGUGGGUGGCGGUGCAGCGCAUGGGCAGCCUGCACACCCUGGGCCUGGACCACAACAUGAUCGCCUUCAUCCCCGAGGGCACUUUCACCGGCCUGCUGAAGCUCAAGCGCCUGGACGUCACCUCCAACAAGCUCCAGAAGCUUCCGCCCGACCCCGUGUUCCAGCGCGCGGGGGUGCUGGCCACGUCGGGGUCGAUGGGCCCGCUGUCGUUCGCGCUGAGCUUCGGGGGGAACCCGCUGCGCUGCAACUGCGAGCUGCUGUGGCUGCGGCGGCUGCAGCGCGAGGACGACCUGGAGACGUGCGCCACGCCGCAGCACCUGGCCGGGCGCUACUUCUGGACGGUCUCCGAGGAGGAGUUCCUGUGCGAGCCGCCGCUCAUCACGCGCCACUCGCCGCCCACCCGCGCCCUGGAGGGCCAGCGCAUCCCGCUCCGCUGCAAGGCCCGCGGCGACCCCGACCCCGUCAUCCACUGGAUCGCCCCCGACGGGCGCCUGGUGUCCAACUCGUCGCGCGCCGUGGUGCUGGGCGACGGCACCCUGGACAUCCUCAUCAGCACCGUGAAGGACUCGGGCUCCUUCACCUGCGUGGCGUCCAACCCGUCCGGCGACGCCCAGCAGAACGUGGAGCUCCUGAUCGCCAAGCUGCCGCACAUCUCCAACGACACCAGCCUGGUGCUGGAGCCCGCCGACCCAGGCUCCUCCGACAUCGCCACCUCCACCAGAACCGGGCCGGAAGGGACCACGGGCGGCGCCAAGGCCGGCUCCGAGAAGCGGGUGAUGAUCACCGAAGCCACGUCCUCUUCCGCGCUCGUCAAGUUCAACUUCCAGAGGAGCAUCCCAGGGAUCCGCAUGUUCCAGAUCCAGUACAACGGCACCUACGACGACUCCCUGGUCUACAGGAUGAUCCCUCCGACCAGUAAGAACAUCCUGGUGAACAACCUGGCGGCGGGCACCACGUACGACCUGUGUGUGCUGGCGAUCUACGACGACGCCAUGACGACGCUGACGGCGACGCGCGUGGUGGGCUGCGUGCGCUUCGCCACCGACCCACAGCACCUGCGCUGCCACUUCAUGCAGUCGCAGUUCCUGGGCGGCACCAUCGUGGUCAUCAUCGGCGGCGUCAUCGUGGCCUCCGUGCUGUCCUUCAUCAUCUUCCUCAUCGUGCGCUACCGCGUGUGCCAGCAGGGGGGCGAGGACAAGGGCCUGGAGAUGGGCGACAUCCGCUCCCCGUCGCGCAGCGAGCAGCUGGGGUGUGCCCUCAUCAAGUCCGUCUCCAAGCAGAUGUUGGGUCAGGACCGCGAUGGAAAGUGCCGGAAGGUCUCCCCCCAGCCCGAGGCUCCGGCCGCGGCCCCCGUCACUGCCCCGCCGCGCCCCUCCAAGCCGGCGCUGCCCGACUGCACCGUCACCACGGCCGGCGCCGGUCACAGCUGGCACCCCGCGUCUCCCAGCCCGAUGCGCUGCAAGCGCGCCCCCGCCCCGCCGUCCUCGUCCUCUUCCUCCUCCGCCACUGCCGCGCGCCAGCCUGACGUCCAGAUCGACGCGGAGCUGGACAACGCCAACAGGAACAACUCGGCGUGCCCGCGGCCGCUCUCGCUGCUGUCGUCCCACCCGCACCGCGCGGCCGUGCGCCUGUGCUCCACCAUGGUGCGUGUGCCGCGGCGGCCGCACCCCGAGGCGAUGCUCAGCUACCAGACGCUGCCGGUGGGGUGCGUGCGCGUCAGCCGCAGACACUCGCUCAACGUGGACGCCGCCGCCUGCCGCGCUACCACGCCGCGCUACGUCACGCUGCCACACUCCCCCCAGCCACCAGGGGGCAGCCUGCGCUCCAAGAGGAGCCUGUCCAUGAGCGGGGACCUGCCCCACAUGAAGAGCACGGAGCAGCUGCUGGGGGCCGAGGGGGGGCCCCUCUCCAAAUCCGAGUGGAUGCUUGAAAGUACUCUAUGAUGGAGGCCGCUCCCUUCUCCGCGGUCCUCUUUUUUUUGGUUCCACACUCGGUUCCCC
Messenger RNA from Clupea harengus (Atlantic herring), 3349 nucleotides. RefSeq names its product leucine-rich repeat and fibronectin type-III domain-containing protein 5-like (gene lrfn5b). Gene Ontology annotation, molecular function: protein binding. The coding region runs from base 854 to 3292 and encodes 812 amino acids. The record is from RefSeq and is a predicted model, not a curated record. The transcript is spliced from 4 exons. Lineage: Eukaryota; Metazoa; Chordata; Actinopteri; Clupeiformes; Clupeidae.